CUCCGACGACAUGGCCCCCAAGGCGGAGAAGAAGCCGGCGGCCAAGAAGCCCGUGGAGGAGGAGCCCGCGGCGGAGAAGACCCCCGCCGGGAAGAAGCCCAAGGCCGAGAAGCGCCUGCCGGCGGCCAAGACCGCCGCCAAGGAGGGCGGCGAGGGGAAGAAGGGCAAGAAGAAGGCCAAGAAGAGCGUCGAGACCUACAAGAUCUACAUCUUCAAGGUGCUCAAGCAGGUGCACCCCGACAUCGGCAUCUCCUCCAAGGCCAUGUCCAUCAUGAACUCCUUCAUCAACGAUAUCUUCGAAAAGCUGGCCGGCGAGUCCGCCAAGCUCGCCCGCUACAACAAGAAGCCCACCAUCACCUCCCGGGAGAUCCAGACCGCCGUCCGCCUAGUCCUCCCCGGCGAGCUCGCCAAGCACGCCGUCUCCGAGGGCACCAAGGCCGUCACCAAAUUCACUUCUGCGUAACUGCAUCUGCUAGUUUAGGUUCCUUCCUGUGUUAUGAUGCUGUAAGAUGGACUGCUAUCUUGAAUAGAAAUGGUAUCGUGUUUCCGGCUCUGUAUGAUCUGAUGGUUCAACAUUUCUAGAUUGAUUGGUCGAUGAAUUAGGAUAUGUGAAAUCUGAAGCAUUACUAGGAAAUGUUGCCUGAAAGAUGUGGAGUGGCUUUGAAUCGGCAUAUUAUCUGCAGAUGU
Messenger RNA from Lolium rigidum, 687 nucleotides. Its product is annotated as histone H2B.2-like. The coding region runs from base 11 to 463 and encodes 150 amino acids. Gene Ontology annotation, molecular function: DNA binding; protein heterodimerization activity; structural constituent of chromatin. Gene Ontology annotation, biological process: nucleosome assembly. Lineage: Eukaryota; Viridiplantae; Streptophyta; Magnoliopsida; Poales; Poaceae. Gene Ontology annotation, cellular component: nucleosome. The transcript has a single exon. The record is from RefSeq and is a predicted model, not a curated record.